Molecule: messenger RNA, 1968 nt
Organism: Exophiala bonariae
Lineage: Eukaryota; Fungi; Ascomycota; Eurotiomycetes; Chaetothyriales; Herpotrichiellaceae
Exons: 1
Coding region: 1-1968 (655 amino acids)
Biological process (GO): copper ion import; iron ion transport; intracellular iron ion homeostasis
Cellular component (GO): plasma membrane
Molecular function (GO): ferric-chelate reductase activity
Source: RefSeq, a predicted model, not a curated record
AUGGCUACCGUAUCAGUCAUGCCGAGCCGAACCACCCCUAUUCCAAGCAUCACCACAGUGGCUACCACAUUUACUCGAUAUCUCCAAUAUACUCCUCGGGAUCUGGCAGAUGGCAACCUCGUCUUCAAAAACGCAAAGGUUCCCGAGGCAAACCUCACAGCAUCUGCGCUGAAUGGAACAGCAACACCCCCACCAUAUUUUACUGGUCUACAUGGUGUUAACAUCGAAUUGGAUGCCAAACUCGUCAAAUUGAUGUGGCUGACCAUCUUUGUCGCGGUUGGAAUCACUUUCGUGUUGCGUUUGCUCGAGUUGGGUAAUGCCUAUAUUCGAAAUGCUGUCUGCAUGACCCGAACACGUCGAGAACAAACCUAUUACACUCUCGACCACUUUCCGUUAUGGUCGUGGUUGAAAAAAAACCUCAUCUACGCACCACUUGGGAAGAAGAGACAUAAUCGAGAACUUCAACUUUCCUCUGUCAUAAAUUACGGCACAAUCCCCGGGCGAAUCCAUUUCUUGCUUCUCUUUGUGUACGCUUUAAGUCAACUCGUCUACUGCGUCAUGUUGGACUGGAAAACCAGCGACAAGGGAAAGCUCAUGGCCGAGUUGCGGGGUCGAAGCGGGAUUCUAGCAACCGUCAAUAUGCUUCCACUUGUUGUGCUCGCAGGUCGAAACAACCCUUGCAUCGCCCUUUUGCGUGUCAGUUUUGACACCUACAAUUUGUUCCAUAGGUGGAUUGGAAGGAUCUGUGUUCUCCAAUCGAUGGUCCAUGUCUCCGCAUGGAUGGCUGCCUAUAUUAUGGCAAAAGGAGAGGAUGCAACAAUCGCUGUCUUCGUCAACAACACUUUCCUCCAGUUUGGGUUGAUUGCAGCCAUCGCGAUAUUUAUUCUGGCCCUACAUUCCCUCUCACCGAUCCGCCAUGCCUUUUAUGAGACAUUCCUGCAUCUGCAUCAAUUUCUCGCCCUUGCCGCAUUCUUGGGCGUUUACGUGCACUUGUGCUCCAAGAUGCUUCCAGCUUUCCCGUUCAUUCUUACGGUCGUUGUCUUCUGGCUCAUCGAAAGACUAUGGCGACUUGGACGAAUCCUCCGUCUCAACUAUCCUCGACUGGGUGGUAAAACUUCAAUGACGGUUGAAGCUCUCCCGGCGAACGCCUGUCGAGUGACCUAUCAAUUGCCACGUCAUAUCACCAUCAGGCCUGGGAGCCACGUCUAUGCCUACAUUCCAUUGAUCUCUCUUUGGCAAUCCCAUCCGUUUUCAGUUGCAUGGACCAAUAUCGAGUCUGGCCCUCCAAUCGCUGCCGACAUGGGUUCAUGUUCUGACUCGACGGAUCUCGAGGGACAAACAAGCAAUAAAUUGGUUGCAGCCACGGCACCAACCACCGUGUCGUUGAUUGUCUGUGCUCGAUCCGGAAUGACGAAAAAACUGUACGAGAAAGCCUGCGAGUCAAACAACAACAAGCUUUUCCUCAACGGCUUCAUCGAAGGUCCGUACGCCGGCCACGACUCCAUGGUAUCCUACGGUACCGUCAUCAUGUUCGCCGGCGGCGGUGGCAUCACACAUCAUCUCAUCCAGAUCCGACACUUGCUGCUCGGAGCAAAGGCUCAGACUGUAGCAACUCGCAAGAUCGUGUUAGUCUGGUCCAUCCGCGACGUCGAUGCUAUGGAGUGGGUGAAGCCCUGGAUGACCGAGAUUCUCGCCAUGGAAGGCCGCCGCGAUGUCUUAUCUAUUCGCGUCUACGCAAGCAAGCCUUCGGUUCCAAUCAACACGAGCAAGGCCAAACCCACCAUGCAAAUCAUCGAAGGCAGGUGUGAUCCCGGCGCUGUCCUCGAUGAGAUUAUCCCACAGCGUGUCGGUGCCACCAUGGUCAGUGUUUGUGGACCCGGCGCUUUGGCUGAUUCUGUCAGACAUCACACCCGUCGGUUCAUUGGCUCCGCAGCUAUUACUCUAAACGAGGAGUCGUUCACUUGGUGA